This is a messenger RNA of Cornus florida, 702 nucleotides long. Its product is annotated as stigma-specific STIG1-like protein 1. The transcript has a single exon. The record is from RefSeq and is a predicted model, not a curated record. Bases 46 to 516 code for a protein of 156 amino acids. Lineage: Eukaryota; Viridiplantae; Streptophyta; Magnoliopsida; Cornales; Cornaceae.
CUACAUUGCAAAUCUCUGUCUCAUACAAACAAAAAAUCAACAACAAUGAAGUGCCUAAAGGUUUUUUUGGUGUUGGUAAUGCUAAUGGCUUUGGCUACAACUCUUUUAGCAACACCUACAGAAGAAGAGGUGUUUAUUGAUGGUGAUGAUGAAGAUUCUCAAACUGAUAAUUUUGAUGCAUCUCUCCCUGAAAGCGAAGAAGUACUGCCAGCAUCUCUUCGAGGGACUGGACGUUUUCUUGCCCAAACACCGCGCGUGACAAUGACAUGCAACAAGUACCCUAGAGUAUGUCGCGCCAAGGGCAGUCCGGGGCCAGAUUGCUGCAAAAAGAAAUGUGUGAAUGUGAAGACAGACAGACUCAAUUGCGGCAUGUGUGGGAAGAAAUGCAAGUACUCGGAGAUAUGUUGCAACGGUGUGUGUGUGAACCCAUUGUCCAACAAGAAGCACUGUGGAGGGUGCAACAUUAAGUGCAAGAAAGGGAGCUCAUGUGUAUAUGGAAUGUGCAGCUAUGCCUAGAAAUGAUAUAUACACUUAGAAAUUAGAAUUGUUUUGUUAGAGCUAUAGGGAGUCCAUUUAAUUUGCAUGUCAAUGUCGGUAGCUACUAAAGGAAAGCCAUCACAGCAAUUUGAUGGGCUUUGCUGAUGAUUUAUUAUUCUUUCGAUUAGUUUAUGUAGUCGCAGUCAAAAUCGCUUUGUUCUUUUA